AUGGACGUUAAGUGCCAAGGUUGUUUGAACAUCACCACUGUUUUCUCUCACGCCCAAACUGCUGUCACCUGUGACAACUGCUCCACUGUUUUGUGUUCGCCAACCGGUGGUAAGGCCAAGUUGACUGAGGGCUGUUCUUUCAGAAGAAAGUAA
This is a messenger RNA of Clavispora lusitaniae ATCC 42720, 153 nucleotides long. RefSeq names its product 40S ribosomal eS27 domain-containing protein (gene RPS27). Gene Ontology annotation, biological process: translation; ribosomal small subunit assembly. The record is from RefSeq and is a predicted model, not a curated record. NCBI's taxonomy places the organism in Eukaryota, Fungi, Ascomycota, Pichiomycetes, Serinales, Metschnikowiaceae. Gene Ontology annotation, molecular function: RNA binding; structural constituent of ribosome. Gene Ontology annotation, cellular component: cytosolic small ribosomal subunit; ribosome.